Molecule: messenger RNA, 1611 nt
Organism: Exophiala dermatitidis NIH/UT8656
Lineage: Eukaryota; Fungi; Ascomycota; Eurotiomycetes; Chaetothyriales; Herpotrichiellaceae
Product: biphenyl-2,3-diol 1,2-dioxygenase
Exons: 2
Coding region: 392-817 (141 amino acids)
Source: RefSeq, a predicted model, not a curated record
CGAAACGCGAGAUUCUCCGCAUCGCAACGGCCGACUACAGGUGCAGCAGGCGUUCAUCCACCUGGUAACAGCGGGGGUGGUAUAUGUACCCUACAUAAUAUAUGUACCGAAGCUAAGUCCGGAGAAUGGCCGCAAGCCAGCCAUGGUGGCUCGAUUGCAUGGGAGAUUAUAAUGCGCCAAAUGCUCUUCUUGUUUGCGCAACCAGUGUGCGAAGAAAUUGAGUGAGCACCAACGCGACCAAGCUCAUUGAACUGUGCCCGUUUUGGGGACAGGCAGACAGAUCUAUGUAUUGACAUCAUAUUAAUCUGGUACCUGUACCUUGAGGUAGACCUAGGUCAGACGAAUCUCAAGCUUCAGGAGACCUUGGGAGCAGGCAAGCGGCCACAAGAAGAUGGCUCCCAUAGCCACAGUCAAGUCGCUCGACCACCUCGUCUUGACAGUUACCGACUUGAAUGCAGCCAUCGAAUUCUACCAAGACAUUCUCGGCAUGCAGCACACUUCCUUCACCGCUCCACUGGGAUCUGGCAUCACGCGGCACGCCCUUCAAUUUGGCACCCAGAAAAUCAACCUGCACGUCAGCGGCAAGGAGUUCGAGCCAAAAGCUCAAAACGUCCAAUCUGGGAGUGGAGACCUGUGUUUUCUCGUGGAGGACAAUGUGGAUGAUGUCCUGAAGGGGCUGUUGGAGCGAGGGAUCACGGUCCUUGAAGGCGGUCAAGUGGUAGAACGGACCGGAGCUCAGGGCAAACUGCGGAGCGUCUACGUCCGGGAUCCAGAUGGAAAUCUGAUUGACAACAGGUUGUCAAACCAAGUUGAUUGACCGUGCUGAAAGAGAGGGCAGCUGGUCCGUUGCCCAGCGGUGCCCCUCCGGAGUCCAAUGCAGCUAGCAAUACGAGUAGAGAGGUGCUGAGCUUCGAGGCUUGCAUGUGCUGCCUUGUACCCUGUGGCCGGGACCACAAAGAGGCUAUUCCAUUAUGUGCGAAUGGAAAAGGCAGGACACUGUUCUUCUUGUCAUUCACACAUGGUAUACAACAAAAGCACUCCAAGUGGAUCCCUUCACAAACUUGAUACGUUAAACCCUGGUGCUGACUGUGACGAGUCCUGUCGUCCACGGCGUCGAAGCUGAGAGGUUCGCUUUAGUUGACGAUCCCUAGUUUUGCUGUAUCCGAGAAUGGCAGUCGAAGCAGCGGAGCGCUUACCCCCCUGCUGGUAAAUGAAUCUGGGGACGUGCUCACUUCCAUCUGCAUGGUAGAGAGCAUCUGAAAGUUAGAGUUGUGGCUGUCGGGCAGAGUCGCUGAAAUCUCCAUGGUCAGAAGCUUUGUUAGUUUGUAACUGGCCGAACUCUGUAGGCGAGGACAGCGGCACAGGAGCCAUUGCCGUAGAUUGUUUCUCAGAACACGAGCAGCCAAGCAGCCAAACUGCUCCAAAUGGCAGAUGGCCACUGGCACGACAACGGAAGAGAGGUGUACAGGCUAGCGUCCACAUAACGGACUAGAGCAUGGGGAUUCAGAGUACCUCAGAGGAUACGGGUCUCAUUGCACUCUGACCUCAUCAUCGACAGAGGAAACACGGGCUUGUCGUUACCAAAUAAAGCCUUCAGAGGCAAGACCCCGG